AUGGUUGAUCGGAGAACCAUAAAGAACGAUAAACAUGAAGAAAGCACCGCAGCCAAUAACAUCUCUCAACCAAAUUCUAGCUCUCCUGAUUCAGUCGAAAGAAAUGAACAUGGUAGUGGACAAUGCCCUCUUAGCAAACCAUCUGCUAGUCACCAUGCUAGAUUUAGUUCUCAUUCAAGCCGCUCACCAAUCAACAAUAUGAGUGCAUCUCAAUCAAGCAAAGAUAUCGACGGUAGUGCUCAGAAAUCGCUACAUUCUCAUGAUUCCAAAUACGCCAGCACCCAUAAGAAACAAGGAGAGAAUGGGACUGAUGCUCUAAAUUCAAAACUGUCUCAUCUUAAACAUUUCUUGACAGAACAGGAUAGGAAUGAAAGUAAUGCUCAACUGAGUACUAAUUCUCCCAGAACUCGUGCUUAUUCUGAAGCAUCAUAUCCUCACACGCCCCAAAAGAAAUCACGAUCAUCACCAAGACCAAGGAGAAAGUCAAGAACUUCAAGUUUCUCUUCAUCUCACAAACCAACUAUAGCAAAUGACGACAACAUUUCUAGGAAAAGCGUCGACAGACAAUCAGACACUAAUAUUUCUGUUCUAUCCGAAGCUACAGAAGACGAUGUUUGGAUGCCAACUACUUCUAAGCAAGAUAAAAGAAUUAAUGGGAUUGAUUUCUUCGAACUUCAAAAAUAUGUGAAUGAUUAUAAGAUAAAUUUGGAGAAAAUUAGGAAAUUGAAUCAUUAUUCACCAUUAAAUUCUAGAUAUUCAAUUUCCAAUUCUUCAACUGCAUCAACUCAGCUAUCGCCCAUUAUGUCCGCUGCAGCCAUGAAAUAUACUCCAAAGUAUGCUCACUCAUUGAAUUUCAAAGCGGCUACACCAAGUGCCCAACAACAAAAGAAUGCCAAUCAUGCUGAUGCAACGAAAAAGGAUGACGCUGCAGGAGUUUCAUUCGGACCUAAUAAAAUCGAAACAUCGUCAAGUGAAGAAUUGAAUGCAGGCCCUUCGCCGGUAUAUCAACCGCCCAUUAGGUUUUCAUUUUUUUCCACAAGAGAAGAAGAAACGAUUCAUUCACCGGAGAUAGCCUCCUUACUUAAGGAUGAUAGGACGUUUUGUGAUCUUUUCCACCAAGGCAAACCAACAUGGUGGUUAAAUUGUAUAUGUCCCACAGAUGAAGAAAUGAAAAUAUUGACAUCAGCAUUUGGAAUCCAUGCAUUAACCACGGAAGAUAUCAAGAUGCAAGAACCAAGAGAAAAAGUGGAAAUAUUCAAGACUUAUUAUUUCAUUAGUUUUCAUACUUUAGAUAUUGAUAAAGAAUCUGAAAAUUAUUUGGAAAGAAUCAAUAUGUAUUUCAUCGUUUUCCGUAACGGAAUUCUAAGUUUUCAUUAUUCUCCUGUGGAUCACUGUGGUAAUGUUAGAAAAAGAAUUAGACAAUUAAGAAAUUAUGUGGAAGUGAAUGCUGAUUGGAUUUGUUACGCUUUAAUUGAUGACAUUACUGAUCAUUUCGCUCCUGUAAUUCAUUCCAUUGAAUAUUCAGCUGACGCAUUUGAAGAUACUGUUUUUUUAAAUAGAGACUCUGAUUUCUCAACAACUUUACAAAGAAUUGGGAAAAAUAGAAGGAAAGUCAUGGCAUUAAUGAGAUUAUUGAGCGGAAAAGCGGAUGUCAUUAAAAUGUUGGCUAAGCGAUUCCACGAUUACCAAAAGAGGCAAAAAUCUUUGCUCUCCACCAACAACAACUCUGGUAACACGACAAAACCAGAUGAAUCAAAUAAUAACUCAAAGGAUAUAAGUACUUCAGAAGGUUCCAGCACUACUAUUACCAACAACAACAAUAAUAAUAACCAUUUUCUUAACACUUUACAUCCAAUCGAUGACGAUUCGUGUAUUAUGUUGUCAUAUUUACCAGGUGGAGAUAUCGCAAUGUAUCUAGGUGAUAUUCAAGAUCAUAUUUUAACUAUGCAAAAUAAUUUACGUUCCUACGAAAAUAUUUUUGCUAGAACACAUGCCAAUUAUUUGGCCCAGUUACAAGUUGAAUCUUUUAAUUCUAAUAAUAGGGUAAGUGAGAUUUUAGGUAAAGUUACCAUCUUAGGUACAAUGUUGAUCCCAUUAAAUGUUAUUACCGGGUUAUUUGGUAUGAACGUUAAAGUACCAGGUAGAGAUGUCGGAAAUUUAGCUUGGUUUUUUGGUAUCUUUGGUGUAUUAUUCGCAAUCGGAAUUGGUGGUUGGAUAUUUGCAAACGUUUGGAUUACACGUAUCAACAAACCUAUAUUGACGACUACAAACAAUCCUAGGAAAUCGAACUACUUUUGGAAGUAUCUACCAGCAAGUUGGCGUCCUCACCCUGACAAGAAUAAUGAUGAUGACGAUGAAGUUUCGUCUACAAUUAGCACCAGGAGUACUUCUGUAUAUUCAAAACAGUCUAAAUCCAGUAUGGCAAGUAGGUAUAGCCGUUAUCAAUAA
Naumovozyma dairenensis CBS 421 is the source of this 2448-nucleotide messenger RNA. Its product is annotated as magnesium transporter CorA family protein. Gene Ontology annotation, molecular function: magnesium ion transmembrane transporter activity. The coding region runs from base 1 to 2448 and encodes 815 amino acids. Gene Ontology annotation, biological process: magnesium ion transmembrane transport; intracellular magnesium ion homeostasis. The record is from RefSeq and is a predicted model, not a curated record. Gene Ontology annotation, cellular component: plasma membrane. The transcript has a single exon. NCBI's taxonomy places the organism in Eukaryota, Fungi, Ascomycota, Saccharomycetes, Saccharomycetales, Saccharomycetaceae.